AUGAAUGCACAAGAGUUUCGCGAGUUCGCUAAAGCCGCGGUCGACUACGUAGCCGAGUACGACGAGUCGGUACGCGACCGGCCGGUGCUGCCCGAGGUCGAACCGGGCUAUCUGGCCCGACUACUGCCCUCGGAGCCCCCCAACGAGCCCGAGAACUGGCAGCAAGUGCUUCAGGACCUCGAUCGACACAUCAUGCCGGGGAUGACACACUGGCACUCACCGCACUUUCACGCCUACUAUCCGGCGGCCAAGUCGUACCCGUCGAUCGUGGGCGAGCUGCUGAGCGCCGGCCUCGGCUGCAUGGGCUUCUCGUGGAUCGCCUCGCCAGCCUGCACUGAGCUCGAGAUGCUCGUCACCGACUGGCUGGCCAAGAUCCUCGGCCUGCCCGAGCACUUUCUCAACUCGUCGGAGGGCCCGGGCGGCGGCGUGCUUCAGUCCUCGGCCAGCGAGUCGACCCUCCUCAGCAUGAUCGCCGCGAGGCAGCGCUGCUGCAGCCAGAACAGGGCCCCGGCCGAUCGGGACAAGCUCCUCGUCUACACCUCGAAUCAGGCCAACUUGAGCGUGGAGAAGGCGGCUCGGCUGGCCGACAUGGGCGUGAGACUGCUGCCGAGCGACGAGCGCUGCAGCCUGCGCGGCUCCACCCUGCUCGAGCACCUGGAGCGCGACGCCAAGCGGGGCUACGUGGCUUGCAUCUUUGUGGCGACCCUCGGCACGACGUCGACCUGCGCCUUCGACCGACUCGACGAGAUCGGGCCCAUCUGCCGCGAGCGAGGAAUCUGGCUGCACGUGGACGCGGCCUACGCCGGGGCGGCCUUCGUCUGUCCGGAGUAUCGCGAGCUCAUGGCCGGCAUCGAGCACGUCGACUCGUUCACCUUCAAUCCGCACAAGUGGCUACUGGUCAACGCCGACUGCUCUGUCCAUUGGAUCAAAGAUUCGCGCGAGCUCACCGAGCCCUUCAAAGUCGAUCGCGUCUACAUAACGAACGAUCCCAAUCGCGCGUCCAGCAAGUCCUCAUCGAUUGCUCCCCGCGACUACAGGCACUGGCAAUUGUCGCUGAGCCGUCGUUUUCGCGCCCUCAAGAUUUGGCUGGUUCUGCGUCUCUACGGGGUCGAGGGACUGCGCAAACACAUCAGAGACUCGGUAGGACUGGCCCAGCAGUUCGAGAAACUCGUCGCGGCGGACGAGCGAUUCGAGAUGCCGAUUCAGUCAAGCAUGGCCGUUGUUUGUUUCAGAAUUAAGGGCAAGAACGAGCUGACAAGGCGACUGCUGGACAAGCUCAUGCUGCGACGCAACGUCUACGUGGUGCCGAGCGUCUAUCGCAAGCUCCUGAUCAUUCGCUUCGUCGUUUGCAGUCAGCUGACCCAGGCCGAGGACGUGGCCUACGCCUGGCGAGAGAUGAGCGAACAGGCCCAGCUGGUGCUCGACGAGUGCGCCAAAGACGAGCGUCAGCUGCUCUUGCCGCAGCGAGUCGAUUGUCCGGACGACGACGAUGACCCACUUGUCAUUCAGAUUCAGCAAAAUGGUCGUCGCCGUUCGUCCGGAGACGAUACGAUGUGUAGGGAGCGUUUUGAGCUAGCGCGCAAUAGAGUUGAUACUGGCAAAAAUUCCAGCGGAUCCGUACAGCACUCCAUAUCCGCGGCCUUUUUCAAGUUGUUUGCCGGUGCCUUUAAAAAUGACCACAGGCAACUGGCCUAA
Molecule: messenger RNA, 1695 nt
Organism: Trichogramma pretiosum
Lineage: Eukaryota; Metazoa; Arthropoda; Insecta; Hymenoptera; Trichogrammatidae
Product: aromatic-L-amino-acid decarboxylase-like
Exons: 6
Coding region: 1-1695 (564 amino acids)
Biological process (GO): amino acid metabolic process; catecholamine metabolic process
Molecular function (GO): aromatic-L-amino-acid decarboxylase activity; pyridoxal phosphate binding
Source: RefSeq, a predicted model, not a curated record